Molecule: messenger RNA, 2182 nt
Organism: Venturia canescens
Lineage: Eukaryota; Metazoa; Arthropoda; Insecta; Hymenoptera; Ichneumonidae
Gene: Rsf1
Product: Repressor splicing factor 1
Exons: 4
Coding region: 253-954 (233 amino acids)
Biological process (GO): mRNA splicing, via spliceosome; positive regulation of mRNA splicing, via spliceosome
Cellular component (GO): spliceosomal complex; nuclear speck
Molecular function (GO): mRNA binding
Source: RefSeq, a predicted model, not a curated record
UGCGCUGUAGACCCCGCGGCCAUUCCGGAAUUCUAUUGAUUCGUACAUUUUGUGUGUGUACGUGUAUAUGUGUCGGCCUAUAUGCGUGCGUCGUAGUGUCGUCGUCUCGCCGCAUCGAGGGGUGUACUUGGUCGGUCUCUUCAUAUUCCGGUGCUUCAUUUGCGAGGCAUCUGUUCGUCGUUUUUUUAUUUCUAUACAAGUGCUUAUCAAUUGUUCUUCGGAAAUUUAGGAAUAUAACCAUUAAAAGAAAAAAUGACACCAGAGGGAUAUACAAGGGUGUACGUGGGAGGUUUAAACGACAAAAUAAAGAAGGAUGAUCUACAGAUGGAAUUUGAGAAAUUUGGCAAGUUGAACAAAGUGUGGAUGGCGUUCAAUCCCCCGGGUUUCGCGUUUAUCGAAUUUUUGAGUAUGGACGAGGCUGAGCUUGCCUGCAAUAACAUGAACGGAACUGAGAUAAUGGGCGCCAAACUAAGAGUUGAAAUAUCUCGUGGACGUGGUCGCGGUGGUGGCCGUGGUAGCUCAGGAAGUUUUCGUGGUAGUCGAGGGUCUGGGAGCCGAGGUUUUUCUUCGAGGGGAAGUUCAUCGGGUGGAAGCAGCGGAGGUUACAGGGGCUCAAACUCAUACAACGAUCAUGGCAGUAGUAGCGGUGGCUACAGUACAGGCAGGGGUGGAAGUAGGGGCAGAGGUCGUUAUGAUGACUCGUAUUCAUCGAGUCGCAGCAGUGGCUAUGUCAGUCGCGACAGUUAUUCGCAAGAUAGCUAUGGGACGAGUGGCGACACUGGCGACGAUUACUACUCCGGCAAGGAUUCAUCAACUGCGAGGUAUCGCAGCCGUUCCCCGGCAGGACGUGGCAGUGUUCGAGAAACGCUUCGUUCAAUGCCUCAGAAAUAUCGCAAACGUGACGUUGAAUCUAGUCAGAAAAACAGUCAUCGUCAUCUUCGUGAAUGCACAUAAAAGAACUACGCUACGUUGCCAAACUGAACUGCGGGCCGAUCAGCCACCCGCCUCGACGACUACAUUCUGUCCAAUCUACGCAGCGACGUGUACAUAUACAAGAAUUAUUCUAACGAUAUAUAUUACGAAAUACUUCCUCUUACAACGUACGAUUUGGUUUUAUAGCUUCAAAUUCCCGCUAAAAAUUUUUUUCUCUAAUGAAGUAAAACAAAAAAAAACAAAAAUAUCGCACCUCCCUUGAGACGAAAAAAAGAACAUCGAAAAAGUGAAAAGAAAAUGAAGAAAGAUAACAAUGAGUGAAAUACCGCGCAGUAAAAUGAACGCAAGGAGAUUGGCAAUCGAAAGACUGACAGUUUUGCGAAUCGCGAAUCUGACCAAGGACAAAAAACAAAAGCAAUUUGCAAUACGAGAUCUAAUAUUGAAUUUCAUAUUUAGACAAAUAGUAAUCGAAUUACUAAAGAAUUUCGGUUUUUCUUUUAAUUACCAAUCGUACGGAUCGUGAUCGAACAUUUAUUCUUCAUAACGAUUAUGAAUUUUUGGCAAUUACCGUCGUGCUAGAAACACCAGAUGCUAUUAUUAUUUUUCUUCUUCCCCGUUUAAAUGUACUCUUCAUUUGAGUCACGACCUUGCGCGAUUCGUUUAUGCUAAACAAUAACAAAACGAACAAAAAUUGUUACAAUAUUGGAGGACAAUAUUUCCCAUAAUUAUCGUAUUUCCUCGUCUUUACGUAUAAAUGAAACAAAAAAAAACAAAGGCUCGGCGUUGCUUACUAUUAAUACUGAUAGUGAUGUUUUUUUAUAUUUAAAAAAAAAAUGAAUAACGAGGCGCAAUAAUGAAGCCGACGAUCAUUCUGCGGGCUGCUGCUUGGCCCAUGAGAACGGAAAAUAAAUUUCAAGCGGAAGUCUGGAAUCACAGUCCGGAUCAAUAAAAAGAGAAUAAUUGAACCGAGAUAGAUGUAUGAUUUUUGGAGAAAAAAAAUGAAAUUAUAUUUCGGACACAUAGAAUGUUAAUUUGAACCCCCAAGCAUCACGGUUCGAUUACCGUUGGAAAAUAUGAAAAUGAAAAUAAUGCACGUGCCGUACACGCAAUUCCAGAGUGUUCGUACAAAAGGCACGUGAAAGAGGAAGACAAAAAACAAACAAAAAUCAAUAAUCAAUGAAACAAUAUUUUAUUUCUGCUGUAAAUGACAUGGAAUUGGAAACAUAUUAAACAAUUUGCGCUCACAAAA